GUCCGGGGUUACCCAGAGCCCCACGUGACAUGGCACCGAAACGGGCAACCCAUCACCAGCGGGGGCCGCUUCCUGCUGGAUUGUGGUGUCCGGGGAGCUUUCAGCCUUGUGAUUCGUGCUGUCUGUGAGGAAGACAAGGGAAAGUAUACCUGUGAAGCCGCCAAUGAUAGUGGUGCCCGCCAGGUGACAGUGGAGUUGACGGUGGAAGAGCAACCCAUCCAGUACGCUCACUCGUCCUGCGAGGCCGGUGUGGCCGAGCUCCACAUCCAGGACGCCCUGCCGGAAGAUGAUGGCACUUACACCUGUCUGGCCAAGAACACCGUGGGGCAGGCGUCCUGCAGCGCCCGGGUCACUGUCCAUGAAAAGAAGAGCGACAGGAAGAGCGGGUACCCUCUACCCGCAGCUCCCAGCAAGCCGGUCGCGCCCCUCUUCCUGCAGGGCCUCUCCGACCUCAAAGUCAUGGAUGGAAGCCAGGUCACCAUGACAGUCCAGGUGUCAGGGAACCCGCCCCCUGAGGUCAUCUGGCUUCACGAUGGGAAUGAGAUCCAGGAGUCGGAGGACUUCCACUUUGAGCAGAGAGGCACUCGGCACAGCCUUUGUAUCCAGGAAGUGUUCCCGGAGGACACGGGCACAUACACCUGUGAAGCCUGGAACAGCGCCGGAGAAGUCCGCACCCAUGCGGUGCUCAUGGUACAAGAGCCUCAGGAUGGCACCCAGCCCUGGUUCAUCAGCAAGCCCCGCUCAGUGACAACCUCCCUGGGCCAGAGUGUCCUCAUGUCCUGUGCCAUCGCUGGGGACCCCUUCCCCACUGUGCACUGGCUGCGUGAUGGCAAAGCCCUCUCCAAAGACGCUGGCCACUUCGAGGUGCUACAGAAUGAGGACGUGUUCACGCUGGUUCUAAAGGACGUGCAGCCUUGGCAUGCCGGCCAGUAUGAGAUCCUGCUCAAGAACCGGGUUGGCGAAUGCAGUUGCCAGGUGUCACUGACGCUACAGAGCAGCCCCGGCAGAGCGCCCCUGCGGUGA
This is a messenger RNA of Leptonychotes weddellii (Weddell seal), 1023 nucleotides long. Lineage: Eukaryota; Metazoa; Chordata; Mammalia; Carnivora; Phocidae. The record is from RefSeq and is a predicted model, not a curated record.